Molecule: messenger RNA, 558 nt
Organism: Anneissia japonica
Lineage: Eukaryota; Metazoa; Echinodermata; Crinoidea; Comatulida; Comatulidae
Product: echinoidin-like
Exons: 2
Coding region: 1-558 (185 amino acids)
Molecular function (GO): signaling receptor activity
Source: RefSeq, a predicted model, not a curated record
AUGGCUCGUGUGCACUUAAAAGAACCAGGGAACCAGGGAAUUUUACUCUACACAAGUCCCUUAUUAGUAUUGCUACUUGGUAUCAUCAUUGCGGUGGCUGCAAGCCCUUCUGAUGGCUCUCAAUGUCCAAAAUGUCCAAAAUUUUGGGUUCAAAAUGGAAAUAAGUGCUAUCGAUUCUACGCAUCUUUAAAGACUUGGGAUGAGGCAAGUAAGGAUUGCUCCUCCUGCGAAAACUCAUAUGGUAAUCUCGUCUCCAUCGGAAGUGAAGAAGAAAACAAAUUUGUUUUCACGCUUUGGAAAACUUAUAACAAUAAUCCCGAUGCAGAUGGAUACACAUACUGGAUUGGUUUGAGGAGGUCGGGCAGUACUUGGCGUUGGUCGGACAAAUCACCAUACAGGUACAAGAGAUGGCUACCCGGCGGUGAACCCAAUAACCGUGUAGUAGGAAAGGAAAAUUGUGUUCACCAAUGGAAAAGGAAUGGUAAUUACCUGACCUGGAAUGACCUCCGUUGCGACAAAAAGUUGCCAUACGUAUGCGAGAUUCCUAUUGGAAAAUAA